Messenger RNA from Linum tenue, 423 nucleotides. NCBI's taxonomy places the organism in Eukaryota, Viridiplantae, Streptophyta, Magnoliopsida, Malpighiales, Linaceae. The record is from the annotation of a GenBank genome assembly.
AUGGCGGAACGAUGGCGUCCCGAAACCCAUACGUUCCACCUUCCGGAGGGGGAAAUGACGAUCACCCUCAAAGACGUGGCGAUCCUCACCGGGAUGCCUAUUUCUGGGGAUGCCGUCAUUGGUCCCCAGACCAAACCCGAAGGAGGUUGGGGGCCGCUCAUACGUGAUCGUUUGGGCUUUGACAUGCCGACCACCACUCCAAUUCAAGGACGGGGGCAUCCACCGUUGAAUGCGGGCCAAGUGUCGGUCCUGUGGCUGGUGUCUCACAUCCAGCAAGAGGUUGUGAUCAAUGACGAGACACCGGAAGAACAAGUCGAGCGCUACGCCCGCAUCUACCUCAUCGGUUUGGUGGGGUGGAUUUUUGUUCCCCGACAAGUCCAACCGGUGGAUUCAAGGCAUAUGGUUGGAGUUGCUCACGGGUGA